This is a messenger RNA of Cornus florida, 1383 nucleotides long. RefSeq names its product phenylacetaldehyde reductase-like. Gene Ontology annotation, molecular function: oxidoreductase activity, acting on the CH-OH group of donors, NAD or NADP as acceptor. The transcript is spliced from 6 exons. Bases 118 to 1104 code for a protein of 328 amino acids. NCBI's taxonomy places the organism in Eukaryota, Viridiplantae, Streptophyta, Magnoliopsida, Cornales, Cornaceae. The record is from RefSeq and is a predicted model, not a curated record.
CAUUAUUGGUUCGACAGCAACUAUAUAUUAUUGGUCUGCGUGUUCAUAUAUAUAUAUAUAUAUAUAUAUAUCUUAGAGAUAGAGAAUCACUGAGUAGGGAGUAUCUAGUGAGAGAGAAUGAGUGGUGCGGGGAAGACGGUGUGCGUGACGGGAGCGUCUGGGUACAUAGCUUCAUGGCUCGUCAAGCUCUUACUCCAACGUGGUUACAUUGUCAGAGCCUCUGUUCGCGAUCUCAAUGAUCCAAAGAAGACAGACCAUUUACGUGCUCUUGAUGGAGCUAAGGAGAGGCUUCAAAUAUUCAAAGCAAACCUACUGGAAGAAGGUUCCUUUGACGCUAUGGUUGAUGGGUGUCAAGGGGUUUUCCAUACAGCAUCUCCUUUUUACCGUGGAGUCACAGAUCCAGAGGCAGAACUAAUUGAUCCUGCAUUAAAGGGAACGCUUAAUGUCCUCGGGUCCUGUGCAAGAGCCCAAUCUGUUAAAAGAGUUAUUUUGACGUCUUCUAUUGCUGCAGUUGCAUUCAAUAGGAGGCCUCGGACUCCUGAUGUGGUGGUUGAUGAGACUUGGUUUUCUGAUCCUGAGGUUUGUAAGGAAUCAAAGCUUUGGUAUGUGCUUUCAAAGACUUUGGCUGAAGAUGCUGCCUGGAAAUUUGUGAAAGAGAGGGGUAUUGACAUGGUUGCAAUAAAUCCGGCAAUGGUUAUUGGUCCUUUGUUACAGCCAACAUUAAACACAAGUGCAGCUGAUAUUUUAAACCUAAUAAAUGGAUCACAAACUUAUUUAAAUAAUGCUAUGGGAUGGGUUAACGUUAAGGAUGUUGCCAUUGCACAUAUUCAAGCAUUUGAGGUUCCUUCCGCCAAUGGAAGAUAUUGUUUGGUUGAGAGAGUUCUACACAAUUCAGAAAUCGUGAAGAUACUACGUGAGCUUUUUCCUGCUCUUCAACUUCCAGAAAAGUGUGCGGAUGAGAAUCCCUUUGUACCAACAUACCAGGUGUCCAAGGAGAGAGCCAAAACAGGCUUGGGCAUUGACUUCAUUCCUUUUGAGGAAAGCAUCAAGGAAACAGUUGAAAGCUUGAAGGAGAAGAGCUUUUUCAGUUCCUCAGCUAUGUGAAGGUCUUUCAGGGAUAAAUAGUGAUGGGGACCGAUAUUUUCCUCAGCUUAGUUUCGGUUAAUGUUAGCAUCUUUCGGGUGUCUAUGCUUAAAUUUUAGACUGUUAAAACCUGUUAAAGCACAUGCUUUACAUAUUAAGAAUGGAAAUGAGACUAUCAGGAGGAUCAUAGUGUUGCUUCCUGAAAUAAGCAAGCCAGGUUUGUUUGCGUGAUUUGGCAUUAUAUAUCCCAUCAUAUAUGGACAAUAUAUCCAUUACAAAAUGGCUUUUGCUCACUUGAAA